GCAUUCAGGUAAUGUCGUCUUGUUUAUAGCUAUCUACUUUUCGUAUGACCAACUAUCAUUUACAGCUGACUUGUUAUACAAAGUUCAAGUUUGGUUAUAUCGACUAACUUAAUAGCUAGCGCUGAACAGAAGCAAUAUUGGCGAGUUAUAAUAGCUACUAUUGCUAACUGGAUAUUUAGUUCAGCCUCAUGACAUGACUCAGGAAAAUUGAUAAUCGACACCUAUAAUUGGCAGUACUCUCACAGAACAAGGACGUAUCUUAGGCAAAUGGAUCCUCCUCAUCAAUCCAAGGGAGGCAACAGGCCUCGUGAUGGCAAACGUGGACCAAGCCAGUCCACUGUCCCUCAUCAGAAAGAUGCCUAUGCCAGACUCCUCAGCCAGCAUCAUAGCAGCAAGUUCAGAUCCUACCUGGACCAGUAUGUCCAACAACAGGGGGAAGAGAGGGGGCCGAGCGAACAGAGGCAGGGUUUAGCAUACAGCGAAAAACAAGACAUACCGCAGAGAAAAAGGGACCAGGCGUUUAUCGAGUGCUCUGACUCGAGUGACUUCUCGCCUUCGCCUAUGAAAGGUAAGGGAGGUGAAGAGAGCUCUCUGUCCUUGUACAUGGACAAGCUGAAUAGUCGGGGAGCCCUGCAGGAGCCGGAGAGGAGGCAGGGGGUUUCCGACAAGCAGCGACGCGGGGAGAGGAGGGACACCAACACCAGUCAGGAUGGAGAUGUGGAGUCCGGUGAGGAGUUUGCCUCCCUCAAACAGAGGGACUCCCAGCAGCAACAACAGAUAAGAAAUAAAGACUACAAAGACCAUGCUUACAAAGUGCCCACAAGUAACCAAGGGAACAAGGACAUGAGUUAUGGGGCAUCCCCGCCGAACGCCUUCUCAUCUUUCCCAGCUCAGGCGCAAGAGAAGAAGAAGUCCAAGAAGAAGAAUGUGCCAAAGACCAACGCAGAUAACAAGAGAGGUGGGCCCAUGUAUCCUGACUUCGAUGCAGACAUGUCAACAUCCCCCCUUAACAAAUCCAAAAACAUGCAACCACAAGGUGUUACUACGCCUUCUGACAAGGGUAAGAAGACUAGAGGAAGCCAGGGAGGAUCAAAGAAGCAAGUGUUUGAAGCGUACAUGACCACAGAGGACGUUUCCCACGGCCUAAAGAGAGGAGAGCUCAUUCAGGGAUCCAUAAGAAUCAACCCCAAAAAGUACCACGAGGCUUUCAUUGCAGCACCGGAUGGCAAGCGGGAUAUCUUCCUGGAUGGAACCGCAGCCCGCAACAGGGCCCUGAACGGGGAUGUAGUAGUGGUGCAAGUUCUCCCUCAGGAGCAGUGGAAGGUUGUGAAGUCAGACAGCGAAGGCGUGAGCGAACCAGAGACCCAGUCUGGGAGGAGCCAGACACCAGGAAAGAAGACCAAACGCCCCCCCAGUCCUGAUGUCAUUGUGGAAGCCGAGACUGAAGCUGAGGAACAACUGGCAAAGAGGGUGGAGAACAUCAGCCUCAACGCCACAGAAGAUGGAACUAAAAAAGAGAUACUCCAAAGGACUGCUAAGGUGGUGUACAUAGUGGAGCAGAAGCACUCGCGGGCCGCCACAGGCUUCCUCAAGUUCCUCCCGGACAAGCCCUUUGCCAUGUUCUCUCCUGUCGACCACCGCGUGCCACGGGUAAAUGUUCCCCUGCCAGAUUGCCCCCACGACUUUUGCUCCCGCCCGGGAGACUACGCCAACAUCCUGUUCAUCGUCCGCAUCACCAGCUGGCCAGACGACAGUAACUUUGCCGAGGGUCGACUUGCUAAGACUCUGGGCCAGGCCGGGGAGAUUGAGCCGGAGACCGAGGGCAUCUUGAUAGAGUACGACGUGGACUUCUCUGAGUUCUCUGUCGAGGUGCUGGGCUGCCUGCCCCAGAAGCUGCCCUGGACCAUCCCCCCUGAGGAGUUCGGCAACAGGAGAGACCUGAGGAAAGAAUGCAUAUUCACAAUUGACCCAGCUACCGCCAGAGACCUGGACGAUGCGUUGUCUUGCAAACCACUGCCCGACGGCAACUUUGAGCUGGGUGUCCACAUUGCUGACGUGAGUUAUUUCGUGGAAGAAGGCAAUGCGCUGGACUUCAUCGCCAGUCGGCGAGCCACCAGUGUCUACAUGGUUCAAAAGGUGAUCCCCAUGUUGCCUCGUCUGCUGUGUGAGGAGCUGUGCAGUCUAAACCCCCUGACUGACAGACUCACCUUCUCAGUCAUCUGGAAGAUCACCCCUGAGGGCAAGAUCCUGAGUGAGUGGUUCGGUCGCUCGGUGAUCCGCUCGUGCAUUAAGCUGAGCUACGACCACGCCCAGAGCAUGAUCGAGGCCCCCGACAAGCUGUUCCAGGCAGAUGAGCUGCCCCCCUGUGCCGCCGAGCACCCCGUGGACGAGAUCCACCAGGCCGUGCUCAACCUGCACUCCAUCGCCAAGAGGCUCCGUGCCCAGCGCUUCCAGGGCGGCGCCCUCCGCCUUGACCAGUUGAAGCUGUCUUUCACUCUAGACAGAGAGACCAGUAUGCCCCAAGGAUGCUAUGUCUACCAGUACAGGGACAGCAACAAGUUGGUAGAGGAGUUCAUGUUGCUGGCCAACAUGGCCACGGCCCACCAGAUCUACCGCUCCUUCCCCAACAAGGCCCUGCUGCGACGCCACCCCCCGCCCCAGACCAAGAUGGUGGACGACCUGCAGGAGUUCUGCGACCAGAUGGGCCUCAACAUCGACUUCUCCACGGCCGGGACGCUCCAUAAAAGUUUGAAUGAGACUCUUGGUGAUGACGAGUACACCAGCGCCAGGAAAGAGGUCCUGACCCACAUGUGCUCCAGACCAAUGCAGAUGGCUAUGUACUUCUGUACGGGGGUGUUGAAGGAGGAACUCCUGUUCCGUCACUACGCCCUCAACGUACCCUUCUACACCCACUUCACCUCGCCCAUACGGCGCUACGCUGACGUCAUCGUCCACAGGCUGCUGGCCGCCUCUCUGGGCUGUGGUCCUCACCUGGAGUUGAAAGGGGAGGAGGUGCAGAAGCAGGCGUCCCACUGCAACGACAAGAAGACGGCCUCUAAGAGAGUCCAGGAGCUCAGCUCAGAGCUGUUCUUCAGUGUGUUCGUCAAGGAGAGUGGUCCUCUGGACUCUGAGGCCAUGGUGAUGGGAAUUCUGGACCAGGCCUUCGACGUCCUCGUGCUGCGCUACGGGGUGCAGAAACGCAUCUACUGCAAAGGUCUACAUGGCCUGGAGACGUUCCACUUCCACAAAGUGGGGAAAAGGGGGGAGUUGACUCUGGUGUGGGCCGCAGAGGAACCCGGGAAGCCUAGCGUACGGCAGGAGAUCUCCAUCUUUAGUCUGGUGGAUGUGCAGCUCAGGGCAGACGGAGCGCCUAUGAAAUACAGCGCUGUCAUCAAGAGGCCUAAUGAGACGGCGUAAUGAAUACUCUCAUGUGCCCCGAAUAACACACACACACACCAUAUCACACAUUCUCUGACAAACACACACAGCACUGCCGAAGAAGCUUUGGCAGUAUUUUGACGUUGACUACACAAACAAGCACGUUUUUUUUGUUGUUUUUAUAUGUAUUAGAAAAGCAACUUUUUUUGUAGUUUUAACUUUACAGUUCAAUUACCAUUGAGGAGCCGAGGCUGGACCAUACCACUGAAGCAGUGGUAUUGUUGUAGGGCCUGGCUGCUUAACUGUGAAAGCUCCAAGACUGUGCAAUGAACUUUUUAUUUUGCAGUUUUUACCUUUUAUGAGGUCAUUUUUAGAUAUUAUAAUUAUAUACACAGUCAAUGUGUGAAGAUGGCUUAAACUAUUUUUGGGUUUAAAAGUUUUAUUGAAGCUGUUCUAUUAAUGGCAAGUGUACUGUAACUGGUCAUUUCAGUCGCAAUGCAAUUGUCGUUGUUUAUUUGUAGUUGUAACCUAGCAAGAGCUUGUAUGCUUUUCCACUUCAUUUCAUAGUAUGACACUCGUCCCCACAUGUAUCUACUUUAAAGGCUCGACAAAGCGUUCAUAAACCUUUCAUAAGAACUUUGUAGAGGCUUCAGUUAUUUUAAAAGUGAAUUCACACAAUGAAUAACGUCUGACUUUUUGCCAAAUGCUUUGCCACCCGUUUAUAUAGCAAGAUGUUUGCUUAUAAAUUGUUUCUGAAGCAUCUAGAAUGUCUUGUGUAGUUGUUUUAAAGUGAGACCUGAAAUCCUUGUUGACAGAACUGUUCCUUAGUAAAAAGAUGAACCUACCCUAUCCACUAAUACUGCUGUUUAUAUUUUUAUGGCAGUGCAUGCUGGUAUUUACAGCGCAGAUUUUAAGCAUGCUAAUCCAUUGUGUCUCAAAGUUGUCAAGCGUGUGACUUGACUUGUAUCGUGACAGUUUUGGCAGUGACUCAAAAAUAAUGGCGUACAAUGCUGCUGUGAACUACCUUGUGAAUGUGAGGCCUUGACCAUUUUGUCUACCAUAAAAAUCCUUCUAAUGGCAUGCAUGUCCAAAACAAUACUGACACUUUUUUUUUUUUUUCUGUCUUUCAUCUCAAGAUCUCAGUAUUGUACAUGACAGUAAUGAUUUAUAAAUCCUGUAUUGUUUUGGAGGGCAGCCAUCUUAGUGGUCUUGCUCCAUAAGCAGGUGUGCCUUUUUCCGUAACAUUGCUUUUAUUUCGAGAGUAAAACAAUCUGCUUUGGUUUACAUUGUAAAUGCAGUUAAGCAAAUAUGUAUUAAGACCCAUAAAUGUUCUGCAAAUUGUAAGGUGCCAGUAGCAAGGAACUCCUUUAAACUCUCGAUACCAUGUUCAAACUAACAAAUCAGAUGUUGAUAAAGAAGUAUAUGUCUAACUAGUAAGCUGUAACUCACUCCUCAAUUUCUGUUUUGUCUUUGUGACAAGAUAGGAAUUACAAUCUGGGUUUAAAAAAAAAAAAAAAAACGUUUUUUUUCUUCAAUAACUAUUAAACCUUUUUGCCUUUUUACUAAGUAAUUACAAUUUGAGUCAAUUAAAUAUUAGCAAAAACAACCCAUUUCCAGAGCUUUCUAUUUAGAGGGGUCUGUUUUUGUUGGUGCGAUUUUAAAAGCUUGUGAUUGUCUUUCAUAAUCGGGUCACCGAGAGGAAUUGAGUAGUGGGCCUUUAACAGGAAAGGGAGAGCUUGGUGGUCAGUCCACACAAUACCUUCUUUCCUUUGCGCUUGUUUUACGUAAUAUAUUCCAUUCAUUUUGCCCACGUAAUCUAUGCCUUACAUGAAAAUAAGUCAGGCUUUAAAAGGGUAAUGCCUUUUCUGUUUCAGAUGUAAGAUUUAGGAUUCAAGCAUCUUUUAAUAUAUAUAUUUUUUUUUUACUGUGCUCCCCGUUCCAUUUGUGUGACGUUAGUAAUGUAGGUGUAUUUGCAUUGCCUGCUCAUGGAGAUGCCAAUGUAUAAACUGCAGUGGUUGUCAAUGUCUCAAACCUGUAUUAAGAGUCCACGAUAACAGGGUUAUGUUCAAUAGGAAGAAAAUGUAAUAAAACAGUGAAACAUAUAUAUAUAUACCACAAGAACUUGUCCAAUAAGAACAUUUUUGUUUACCUUUGCAAAACAUUUUGCGUAGUUGUGCUCUACUGAACAUGACCCAGGUGUUGUCCUGUGGCUUGGGGAGUGGGAGGACUGUGCUGUGUUAACAUGUUAUACUAUCCAACUGGACACACAAUAUUAAUGUAUUAGCAGUGAUCACAUAGGAAUUAGUGUAAAAGUGUACUUGAUGUGGCUGGCCCCUGUGAACCAAAUAAACAUCGGCUUCACUAAA
Molecule: messenger RNA, 5744 nt
Organism: Salmo salar (Atlantic salmon)
Lineage: Eukaryota; Metazoa; Chordata; Actinopteri; Salmoniformes; Salmonidae
Gene: dis3l2
Product: DIS3 like 3'-5' exoribonuclease 2
Biological process (GO): miRNA catabolic process; mRNA catabolic process
Cellular component (GO): P-body
Molecular function (GO): RNA binding; 3'-5'-RNA exonuclease activity
Source: RefSeq, a predicted model, not a curated record